Messenger RNA from Myotis daubentonii (Daubenton's bat), 983 nucleotides. RefSeq names its product mitochondrial ribosomal protein L18 (gene MRPL18). Gene Ontology annotation, cellular component: ribosome; mitochondrion. Gene Ontology annotation, molecular function: 5S rRNA binding; structural constituent of ribosome. Gene Ontology annotation, biological process: translation. NCBI's taxonomy places the organism in Eukaryota, Metazoa, Chordata, Mammalia, Chiroptera, Vespertilionidae. The record is from RefSeq and is a predicted model, not a curated record.
GAAACUGUUAGUUCCGGGUCGAGGGUCGACGGCCGACGGGAUCCUGAGGCUUUUCCCUGAAUUAACAUGGCUGCGCCCGGCAGGUCGUGGGGUCGUGGGUGAGGGAAGGUGGCGUAGCGUUCCCUCGGCUUUGCCCACGGUCCUCUCGGCGAUGGCGCUUCGGUCAAGGUGCUGGGAGUUGUUGUCGGCUCGCAGGAACCCCGGUCGCGGGGUCGCGGCGCUGUCCACCCGUUCCGAGCCGGAGGUGCAGCCUGAAGCCGACCCUCUGGGAAACGAAGCUGUGGCCCCCGAGUUCACCAACCGGAACCCCCGGAAUCUGGAACUCUUGGCCGUGGCCCGGAAGGAGCGGGGCUGGGGCACCGUGUGGCCCUCCCGGGAGUUCUGGCACAGGCUGCGAGUUAUAAGGACUCAGCACCAUGUAGAAGCCCUUGUUGAGCAUCGCAACGGCCAGGUUGUGGUUUCUGCAUCCACACGUGAGUGGGCUAUUAAAAAGCACCUUUACAGCACCAAAAACGUGGCGGCUUGUGAGAACAUAGGACGGGUGCUGGCGGAACGAUGCCUUGAGGCAGGAAUCAACUUCAUGGUCUACCAACCAACUCCUUGGGAGGCAGCCUCAGAAUCGAUGCAGCGACUGCAGAGGGCGGUGACGGAAGGUGGUGUGGUGCUCCGGGAGCCUCGGAGAAUUUAUGAAUGAGACAGCAUUGUUUGGAACUUGGCAUUGUUAAGCUGUCAGCCAUCACAUCCCUCAGAAGGGAGCCCCUGGAAGAACAGCCGACUGGGAAGCUGUACGCAGUAAUGUCACUGCAGAAUGUUGUUAGCAGUUACACAGCCCCUUCUCCCCUUGUGUGCGGGGACGGCUAAAGUCUUCCCUCUUGGACGUGAGAGAAGUAUCUGAGAAAAGCUGUCACCAGUUAUAAUUAACUUUUGAAGGACAAAUUAAAGGUUUAUAAGUUAAAGAAUAAAAGCAUAGUGUGAACUUGAAA